This is a messenger RNA of Phytomonas sp. EM1, 1107 nucleotides long. The record is from the annotation of a GenBank genome assembly. Lineage: Eukaryota; Euglenozoa; Kinetoplastea; Trypanosomatida; Trypanosomatidae.
AUGACGUCCAUUGAAGUCCUGAGCGAGAGCAGUGGCGACUCCCUUACUAGUAUCCAACGCCUAUGGAAUAACAGGCUGGGACCAUGCCGUAGUUUGCCAGUAGAUGCCACAUCAACGGCGAUGAUAGCUAAGUAUACCUCCGAGAUGGCUUUCACCCCAUCGUCGUUUUCUAGUCAUGCCGGAUUGACUGAUAGCUUGGGUUCUUCCCGUAAGGCUUCCGCGAUAUCCGAGGUAGCCACCAGCACGCAGACCGACCUACGCAAGCGUGCCCACGAGGUGGGGGCUGAUCUCGUCAUCUCACCCUGCGUGAGGCGCCGUUCCGCCUCACGGGAGCGCGAAGUUUCCGAUGAGGUCAUUGCCGGUAGGCUACAGGAAGUGCUGGUGGAGAGCCCGCGCGUGUGCAAACCCCUCUUCUCCGCCUUCCUCCUUCAGGGCUUCGAUCCGGAUGAGGCGCUACCGGCCCUGACGUUGGUUCUCGACUUGGACGAAACGCUCGUGUGCAACCGCAGCCCCCACGCGCAGCGCCCGAUCCUGCGGCCCUACGCCCUCCACAUGCUCAACGCGCUCCGCCACAUGGUGGACCUCGAGAUCGUCCUCUGGACGGCCAGCACGAAGGAGACGGCAACGCGAGUAGUGCAGCGUCUGCACUCGAACGGCAUCAUCUUUGACGAUGUUAUUUUCCGCAAUAACCUCUGGUUUACAGAGCCGGUGUACACCAAGGACCUGCGGCUGCUGGGCCGCGAUAUGGAUAAGGUAGUCAUUGUGGAUAACGCCGCUAACAGUUGUAAGCUCAACCCACGCAAUGCGCUACUGAUCGAGGACUUUCAUGGCCACCGUGAUGCUGAGGACGCGGCGUUGGUGAACGUCUACUACGCCGUCGAUGCGCUUCUUAGGAUGGCUAAAGAUGGAAUAUCUGUGAGGGACGGAUUGACCAAGCUAGCGGAAACCGGCCUCCUUUGCCACGAGAUAUCCAUACCUAUUCCUCCCACAUGGAAGAACAUGCCCCUGUCGUCGAUCUCACCAAUUAAACUUCCACCUUUUGGGAAGUUUGUAAAGUCCAACACGAAGCCCCCAUCGCGAUCCAUAAUGGGGUAUUGGACUUUUUAG